AUGGAUGAAGAUCAAGAGAUGGAGAGGUUCGGAAUGGAUAAUGAUUAUGAAGGUGGUCAAUGGAUUGGUGACGAGUUUUACUACAAGAGUCGUAAAGAAAAACGCACUCAGACCAAGGAUGAUGUUCUUUUUGGAGUUUUUGCAGAUUCUGAUGAUGAUGAUGAUUAUCCAAGUAGAAAACGGAGGAAGGACCGUGAUUUUUCAAAGAAGGCAGACCUAACCAAGCCUGUCAAUUUUGUGUCUACGGGCACAUUUAUGCCCAAUCAGGAGAAUGAUAAUAAGUCCAAAGAUCAGAAUGAGAAAGAAGGUUAUGUUAGUGAGGAUAGGCCGGGGUUAGGUUUAGGUUUUGGUAUGGGGUCUGGUAGUACCUCUGGGCCUGGUUUAGGUUUUAAUUCUGGUAACGCUGCUAACGGUUCAGAAAGAAAUGAUGAUUCUGAUGAGAAUGGUCAUGAUAAUUUCUUGCCUACAGCAUUUGGGAAGAAGAUUAAGGAGGGGGCGAUGAGAAGGGAAAGGGAACGAGAGAAGGAGAGGAUGGAGAAGAAGAGAGGGAAGCAUCAGAGUUUAGCUCAAGAUGGGUUUAGUGAUGUGGGGAAAUUUGAGAAGCAUACAAAAGGGAUAGGCUUGAAGCUGUUGGAGAAGAUGGGUUAUAAAGGAGGCGGGCUUGGGAAGAAUGAGCAGGGUAUUGUGGCUCCUAUUGAGGCUAAAUUGAGGGCCAAGAAUUCUGGCAUAGGGUUUAAUGAGUCUAAGGAGACUAUGCCAGUGCCUGUUUUGCAGCAAGAGAAGAAGAAUGUGCAAGAAGUCUCCCAAACUGUGGUUAGCAAAACAAAAGAAAGGCUAUGGUCAAAGCAAGCAAGGUUGAAGAAAAAAAAGGAGGAAGAGUAUAUAACUGCUGAGGAGUUGUUGGCAAGCAAGCAAGAACAGGAGUUGGAGGUUGUUCAGAAGGUUUAUGAUAUGAGGGGGCCACAGGUUCGGGUAUUAACAAAUUUGUCUGAUUUGAAUGCCGAGGAGAAAGCAAAAGAAAAUGAUAUCCCAAUGCCAGAACUUCAGCAUAAUGUAGCGUUAAUAGUUCGGUUGGCCGAGGCUGACAUCCAAGAGAUCGAUAGAGAUUUGAGGAGAGAGAGGGAGACAGCACUUAGCUUGAAAAAAGAAAAAGAGAAGUUAGAAACUGAGGCAGCAUUUCAAAAGAAGCAGCUGGAUAAUAUGGAAGAAAUAAUGCAUGUUUUAGACCGUGUUGGAGAAGAAAACACUUUGGGAACAUUAACAUUGGAGUCCCUUGCUCAAUGCUUUAGAGAUUUACACAAAAGAUGUGCUGAUAACUACAAGUUGUGUAACUUGUCAUGCAUUGCUUGUUCAUAUGCUAUACCCCUUUUUAUCAGAGUGUUCCAAGGAUGGGAUCCUCUUCGAAAUCCGUCUCAUGGGUUGGAGUUAGUUUCAAAGUGGAGGGCAUUGCUUCAAGCAGAAGAUUCAGUCGAUAUAUGGGAUGUAUCAUCACCUUAUACUCAAUUGAUUUCAGAGGUUGUAUUGCCAGCUGUCAGGAUAUCUGGUAUAAAUACCUGGCAGGCACGGGAUCCUGAACCGAUGUUAUGGUUUCUGGAAUUGUGGGAAAAGUUACUCCCUCAAUCAAUCCUUGCCAACAUAUUAGACAAUAUAGUCAUGCCAAAACUAUCUAGUGCUGUAGAUACAUGGGAACCACACCGUGAGACCAUUCCAAUUCACACAUGGGUGCAUCCAUGGCUACCUCUGCUGGGGCAGAAGUUGGAGGGUAUUUAUCAGGUGAUUCGUUUUAAAUUGAGUACUGUUCUUGGUGCCUGGCACCCAAGUGAUGGUUCUGCUUAUGCUAUAUUGUCUCCUUGGAAAUCUGUAUUUGAUUCUGCUAGUUGGGAACAGCUUAUGCUACGGUUUAUUGUACCAAAGUUGCAGCUUGUCUUGCAAGACUUCCAAGUGAACCCAGCAAGUCAGAAUCUUGAUCAGUUUUAUUGGGUAAUGAAUUGGGCUUCUGCUAUUCCUGUUCACCUGAUGGUUGAUAUGAUGGAAAAAUUCUUCUUUGCCAAAUGGCUUCAGGUUCUUUAUCAUUGGUUGUGCUCAAAUCCUAAUUUUGAAGAAGUUACAAAAUGGUAUUUGGGAUGGAAAGAACUCAUUCCAAAAGAAUUGUUGGCAAAUGAAAGUAUCCGGUACCAGCUUAAUCGUGGUCUUGAUAUGAUGAACCAGGCUGUUGAAGGUAUGGAGGUGGUCCAACCAGGUUUAAAGGAGAAUAUAAGCUAUCUUAGGGUACUUGAGCAGAGGCAAUUUGAGGCUCAACAGAAAGCAGCAGCCUAUGCUCAACAGCAAGCUGCUGCUAGCUUAGGCGGUGCAGUCAGCACAGAUGGUGUGCAUGAAUUGAGCUUGAAAGAAGUCAUUGAGGCCCAUGCUCAGCAACAUGGUUUGCUAUUCAAGCUUAAACCUGGCAGAAUGCACAACGGUCAUCAAAUAUAUGGGUUUGGUAAUAUCAGCAUAAUAAUAGAUUCUCUAAAUCAAAAGGUAUAUGCCCAAAACGAAGAAAUGUGGUCUAUGGAAUCUCUUCAAGGCUUGCUAGAGUUGCAUAAUAAAUCCCUUAGUAAAAGGCGCUGA
This is a messenger RNA of Sphenostylis stenocarpa, 2607 nucleotides long. NCBI's taxonomy places the organism in Eukaryota, Viridiplantae, Streptophyta, Magnoliopsida, Fabales, Fabaceae. The record is from the annotation of a GenBank genome assembly.